Exophiala xenobiotica is the source of this 3981-nucleotide messenger RNA. RefSeq lists its product as uncharacterized. Gene Ontology annotation, cellular component: elongator holoenzyme complex; cytosol. Gene Ontology annotation, biological process: tRNA wobble base 5-methoxycarbonylmethyl-2-thiouridinylation. Gene Ontology annotation, molecular function: tRNA binding. Lineage: Eukaryota; Fungi; Ascomycota; Eurotiomycetes; Chaetothyriales; Herpotrichiellaceae. The record is from RefSeq and is a predicted model, not a curated record. Bases 1 to 3981 code for a protein of 1326 amino acids. The transcript has a single exon.
AUGAGGAAUCUGAAGACGACCGCAUACCGUCAAACUGAGCUGAGAGCGGACUUGCCGUUGACAGCAACAGCAUGGGACACUGUUAGCAAUACCAUAAUUUGCGCCUUUGGGCCUACAUCCACACAACCAGUCAUCGAGCUGAAGCGAAGAAGCACUACAAUUUCCGAUGAAGGAGAAUUUUCUAACAUUACCUCCUGGGACGCUCCUUGCCCUCUGCCGGAACUGGAAUGUGAUGAGAUUCUUCUGCUCCAACACUUCGCUGAUAUUGCCACAUCUUGCCUUGUCUUGGCUGGUGGAGAUGUCGUGGUUGUCCGUGAAGACCCUCUACCAGACCAAGAAAAGAUCGAAAUUGUAGGCAGUGUGGAUGUUGGAAUAUGUGCUGCUGCUUGGGCUCCAGACGAGGAGUUACUUGCGAUUGUCACGCGAUCAGAUACGCUCGUUCUGAUGAGCAGGACUUUCGAGCCACUCAACGAAGCAAGCUUUUCGGAAGAAGAUUUGAAAGUCUCGAAGCAAGUCUCUGUAGGAUGGGGUCAGAAGGAAACCCAGUUCCAAGGAAGACGUGCCAAAGCUAUGAGAGACCCUACCGUGCCUGAAACCGUUGACCAAGGGAAGGCGAGCCCUUACGAGGACAGUGCAGUCACAGUCAGUUGGCGAGGUGAUGGCCAAUUCGUCGCUAUCAACAGCGUUGUGCCUAAUCAUCGCCGAGUCAUCAGAGUCUUCUCCCGCGAGGCUGUGCUUGACAGUGUAUCUGAGGCAGUGGAUGGUCUUGAGUCUGCACUGAGCUGGAGACCAUCGGGAAACCUCAUUGCUGGAAUCAAGCGGUUAGAGAAUAGGAUUCAAGUUGUUUUCUUUGAGAGAAACGGGCUUCGACAUGGGCAAUUCGACCUCAGAGCGUCAAAAGAAGAGAUGGACGACUGGGCUUCAAGCAUAUCACUUUCGUGGAAUACAGACUCGAGUGUCCUGGCUGUGUCAUUCAAGGAUCGAGUACAAUUUUGGACUAUGGGCAAUUAUCACUAUUAUCUCAAGCAAGAAUUCCCGCUCAAAUCGGUUCUCGGGAAGGCUCUCCUCAGAUGGCACCCUGAAACACCACUUCGGAUCACUUUGGGGAGAUCUGAGUAUUUGUUGGACAUCAGCUUUCUACCCAUGGUAGCCCGAGGAAGCACGGUUCCCCCAAACGACGACGGUAUUGUCGCAGUCAUCGAUGGCAAGUCGUUGAAACUCACACCACUCAAGCAAGCUUGUGUACCUCCGCCAAUGUCGUUCUGCGAUGUGUCUUUCGACUUCAACAUCACAGACUGCUCUGUCAGUCAAGACGGUCAGAGAAUUGCUGUCCUGACCACACAUACGCUUGAGUUAUGCCGAUGGACUACUCGAAAGGCAAAUAACGGUGCCAUGCGAUUUACCACGUCUGCGCAACGACAGUCCACACCACUGCCGUCUUCUGAAGCGUCGCCGAAUGCCAUUCGAUACACUCAGGUGGCCGAGAAAGACAGCGAGGUACACAUCCUCGCUCCAGGCCAGAACGGCGUGCCAGCGGCAUGCUUAAAGGUUGCCUGGUCCGAAGCCCUCUUGGCCAGCGACUUCGAAGGCAUAGUUAUACCUCCUGGAAGCGAUAAUCUUCUUACCGACGUCCUCCAUGAGUCUGUAGCAUGCACAAGUUCGGGUUUGGACGCUACAUUCUUGCUGCCAUACUCCCCAGAUACUGGGACAACCAGACUCAAAGGCAGCCAGCCCAACAGCACCCUUUUUACACUUCCCAGCACCCACAUCAGCCAUCUGAAUGGAAACGUCAACGGCCAUAGGGCUCAAUACCACAAAGUUUCUCUAUCUCCCAAAGGAAAUCUCUUCAUCGACGACAUCCUUCUCGUCCGAGAAUGUACUUCGUAUGUUCUCACAUCCGCACACCUCAUCUUUACAACCUCCCAACACCUUCUGAAAUUCGUCCACCUUACAACUCCCUCUGAAAUGCAAGUUCCUGGCGAUACUCCUGAAGUCGACGAACGAUGCCGGAGUGUUGAACGCAGUGCGAAAAUUGUCACAGUCAUCCCCUCAAUCUACGCCGUGGUCCUUCAAAUGCCGCGAGGAAACAUCGAGACGAUAUACCCUCGCCUGCUCGUACUAUCCGGCAUACGGCACCACCUCAAGCAGCGAGACUACCUGUCAGCCUUCCUAGCUUGCCAGACGCACCAAGUAGACAUGAACAUCCUGCACGACUACAAUCCCGAGACUUUCGUCUCCGACGUCCCCAAGUUCAUUGAUCAACUCAAGAAGCCCGGCCGCGUCGAUGAAUUCCUUUCCAAACUCAAAGAUGAAGACGUGACCCAAACUCUCUACCGGGACACUCUGAACGCGCGGGAUCAGUCGUCCGCGCAAAAAGACCCUUCCAAACCGGGCACCAAAGUCAACCUCAUCGCCGACUCCUUCCUCUCCUCCCUGUCCUCUCGCCCUUCCACUUAUUCCCAGAACAUAAUAACAGCGCACGUCUCGAAAAGCCCGCCCGACCUGGACGCGGCCCUGACGCUAAUCUCUACGCUCCUCGCAUCUUCGCCUGAAGAAGCUGAAGCCGCCAUCUCACACCUGGUCUUUCUCACCGACAGCAACCGACUCUUCGACGCUGCACUCUCCCUCUACGACCUGGACCUUGCCCUUCUCGUCGCGCAAACCGCCCAGCGCGACCCGCGUGAGUACAUGCCAUUCCUGCAAUCCCUACAUGCCCUACCUUUACUCCGCAGGAGGUACAUGAUCGACAACCACCUGCGCAAGUACCCCCGGGCCCUGGUAUCCCUGCACGCCCUGAGUGCGCACGACGAAGUAGAGUCCUACACCGUUAGACAUUCCCUGUACACCACCACGCUCGAUCUGUACAAAUUCGACAAACCACACCUUGAGACCAUGACGCGCCUGUACGCCCAGCACCUAUCAUCCCAAUCCCACCACGCAUCUGCCGCGACACUUUUCGAAUCCCUGGGCGACUAUAGCCAAGCAUACCCCCUUUACGCCCUGGCGCACCGGUGGCGCGAAGCCAUGACCUGCGCAUCACUUAUCCCGCUGGAUUCUGAUCGACUUGCCACCCUCGCAACGAGUCUGGCGACCACAUGCGCCGACGAGUCCCGCGACUACCGGUCCGCAGCAACCAUACACGCCGAGUACCUCGAUGACAUCCCCAACGCAGCACGCCUGCUCUGUCGCGGCUCCUAUUUCGCGGACGCCACGCGCAUUCUCGCACUACGAGGCCUCGGUGCCGAGAUCCCAGCCAUCAUCGACUCCGCUCUAACCGAGAAGUUUGGCGAAAUUCUCGAACUCAUCGCCGACUGCAAGAGCCAACUUGCGUCGCAAGUCCCUCGGAUCGCGGAUCUACGGCGCAAGAAGGAAGAAGACCCGCUCGCUUUCUAUGGUGGCGAUCCGUCCCUUGUUGACCCCAAUGCCGCCGAUAUUCCAGAUAAUAUCUCGUUAGCAGCGACGGACGCCAGCACGCUCGGCGGACAGUCCUUGUUCACCCGCUACGGUAGUAACGCGAGUAAGUUCGGCGGCACGGUCGCGAGUGAUGUCUCACGCAAGACGAGUAAGACGAAGCGCCGAGAGGAACGCAAGCGCGCCAGGGGCAAAAAGGGCAGCGUCUACGAGGAAGAAUAUCUCGUUGCUAGUGUGGGCAGACUGGUUGAACGAGUGAACGGGGUCCAUGACGAGGUUGGGAGACUGAUCAGUGGGUUGUUACGGCGCGGGAUGCGCGAACAAGCGACCAAGGUCGAUGAGGUGGUCAAGGAGAUUUGCGAGGCGUGCAAGAAGGCGACGGGUGAAGUGUGGCAGGUCCCGCAAAGCCAGGGUCAAGGGCAGGCAGCAGAGAGUAGCAGUUAUGAUGUUAAUGGUGAGGGUCGGCCGCCUGGGGCUGAUGGUGUGUUUUGGGAAAGUCAGCAGGGUUCGCAGCAGAAGGAGGCACCCGAAGUCAAGGUGUGGGCUACGAAUGAGCUUGUAACACCAUAG